GGCAGCGUUUUAGAGGUAUCGGAUUUUGAUAUAUCGAUAUGGGAUCUUCUGAAGCCAGCACACGUCGUCGAGUAAAGUUGUACAUGUUGAAUGAUGAACGACAAUGGGAUGAUAAGGGCACUGGUCACGUGUCAGCAUUGUAUACUGAGCAGGAGAACAUGGCCCUAGUAGUAAUUUCAGAGACAGAUGGGUCUUAUCUUCUUGAGUCAAAAAUACAGCCAGAUACAGCGUAUCAAAAGCAGCAAGAAACACUAAUUGUCUGGUCAGAAGGUGAAAAUAUGGAUUUAGCUCUAUCUUUCCAAGAAAAGGUUGGUUGUGAUGAUGUAUGGGAAAAAAUUUGUGCUGUACAGGGAAAGGAUCCAUCGGUAGAGAUUACUCAAGAGGUUGUUGACGAGUCAGAUGAUGUUGAUGACACAGAUGGGUAUACACCGACAAUGAUGCAAAGUAUUCAACCUCUUAGUCUUCCACCUUGUGAACUGAGCCGUCUUGAAGAAGUUGUUGACCUAGUUAGUCAAGCUGUCGCAUCACCUCCAAAACGCGAGCGAUUGGUGGCCUUUUUAGAGUCAACUAAUUAUCUCCAUCAGUUAGUCGAUGUCUUUCACAAGGCAGAAGAUCUGGAAGAUAUGGAAUCGUUGCAUCAUCUUUACGAAAUAAUGCGACAACUUAUAUUAGUAAACAAACAUAGCCUUUAUGAAAGUUUAUUCGCUGAUGAUAUGCUGUUGGAUGUGAUUGGUAUUUUGGAAUACAAUCCUUCUGGGCGCACUAAACAUCGUGAUUUUCUCAGAAAUAAGGCUACUUUCAAAGAAGUUUUGCCUUUGCAUAAUACAGAUUUAGUGACAAAAAUACAUCAAACAUAUCGCGUUCAGUACAUACAAGACUGCUGUCUCCCACCUCCUUGUUUAUUCGACGAACACACUCUUUCCCAACUUAAAGCAUUUGUUUCUAUAAACAAGAUGGAAAUUAUUCGGGCUCUUCAAGAAGAUGAAGAGUUUAUGUGCCGGCUUUUUACACGUUUGAAAGCGGCGGAUACAGACCUAACUCAUCGCAGAGACCUAUCGCUCUUUGUAAAGGAAUUUUGUAAUAUUUCCAUCCAAACAGAUCAGAAAGAAAGUUUUCUCAGUUGUUUACUUCAACAUGGAGCACUAAGAACAGCUGAAGUACUCCUCGCAAUUGAUGAUCGAGAUAUAAAGUCAGCGGCUCUCGAGAUUCUCCAGGCAUUUAUUGAGCACCAGCCCUCUGUUGUGCGUGAAUAUGUCUUCAGAGAAACUGCUCCGUUCCGAAAAGACGAUGAAUUACUCAUUAAUCUUAUGAUAAGUCAAUUACUCACUGAUCCAGAUCCAGGUAGGUUUGUCUAUAGAUUAAUAUUCAAGACACUUUUUGUAGAACUUAGUGAUGCUUUCCUUUUGGGUUACAUGUUGCGCAUUCUUAUCGAUCCAGACAAUAUGAACAAUUCCGGUGUCCGUAGCGAAAAAACAGAUUUUCUCAGUUUUUUCUAUAAACGAUGCAUCAAUACACUUGUUCGUCCAUUAUUUGAUAAUACUUCAAAAGAUACACUGGAGAAAGAUGAUUAUCACACUGCAUUAGUUUUGAACCAUAUAAUUGAAUUGCUCACGUUCUGUAUUGAAACUCAUACAUACCACAUGAAGAAUUACUGCUUUAAUCGUGAUCUACUAAAACGUGUUCUCGUUUUAUUGCUAUCAUCUCAUAAAUUCCUUGUGUUAGCUGCUUUACGUCUUCUAAGACGUGUUGUCCAUAUGAAAGAAGAAUUUUAUAAUCGUUAUUUGAUCAAAAACAAUCUUUUUAAACCAGUUUUGAAGCUCUUCGUUUCCAACGGAUAUCGUUACAACCUGUUGGACUCAGCUAUUAUCGAACUUUUUGACUAUAUUCGCUCUGAAGAAAUAACUUCAUUAAUUACCCAUAUAAUAGAAAAUUAUUGGGAUAUUUUGAAAAAUAUAAAUUACGUACAAACGUUUACCGAUCUAAAACGAGCAUACGAUCACAGUCAUCGUUCAGUUAGGACUGUUGUUGGAACUGUGACCCAGCAAGCGACAUUAGAUGUGCUUUCUUUGACUUCUACGCGUUUCCAACGUGAUGCACGUGCACUAGAGAUGGAAGAAGAACAAUGGUUUGAUCAGGAUGAAGAUGAGGAAGAGGAAGAAGAUGGAGAUAACCUAUUCCCACAACACUCGCCAACAUUGCUCAAUAGAACGACAAAUGCUUCUGCUAGUGCAAGUGAACCUACUGUUGGAAGUGGUUUGUCAAAUCUCCCUUCAUAUGGGCUACAUUCUGUAAUCACUACUUCGUCAGAUUUAUUGGGUAUUGUUACGUCUUCAGAUACGCAAUCUAGUUUGGUUUCUUUAUCAUCCUCGGUCGCACCAAGCAAUUCUAGUCUUGAUUCAUGCGCUAGUGUUCUGCCUCAUCCACCCAGUUUUUCACCGAAAUCUGUAAUGGAUAAUUUAACUGACAAUUUAUGCAUACCUCCACGUUCAGGAUCUCUGUGCGAUAGACUUCGUGUACGUCCUCACACUGUUCUUUUGAAUGAUGAUAAUGAGUCUUCUGCAGCACGUCUUAAUUUUGGUCGUCAAACUCCUAUAGCGAUUCAUAUCAAAUCAUUGUGUAGAGAGAAAAUAGAAACAAUGAGUGAUGGAUUUGAAAUAAGUGGUCGAUUAAAUCCAUCUUUAUUAGCGUCAGAUACCAGUUUAUCAAGCGCCAGAAAUCCUAACCAUAUUGAUGAUAAUGAAUAUAAAGAAAAUGUAACCGGUUCGAAUUCAAGUGAUGCACAAAACUCAUCAGUAUCAAGUCCCAUUAUGUCUGAUAUUUCCCAUAAAAUAAAGCGAAAUCAUAUCGAUCCUCCUGUUGAAAAUGAGGACUGCAAUUUAGUCCAGGUAAAACGUUUGAAAAAAUCUAGACAGUCAAGUAACAAGUCAUCAUCCCAAGAUUUUCACCUACACAAAGAAACAGUUAUCUUGGAAAACAGCUACUCUGACAAACUUCCUCAUGAGACAAAUAAUACAAAAUCAUUUGAGGUGGGUUAAUUGUUUUAAUUUCUCAUCAGUGAGGUGUUUAAGCGAGUAGUUGCUUAUUUUAGAUUCGCUUUAUUAUAAUCAAGAAACUAUUUAUGUUAGUAAAAUACUUUUAAAUAUUCAUCAGUGCUUAAAAUUGCAUUUCAGUAUACACAUACUUACGCCCGUUACUUCUAAUGGAGCAUAGGCCUCCGACCAGCAAGUAUCCACAUAUGUGUACAUAUUUAAUCCUGCUUUUAAAUCGAAAUAUUGUAAUAAUAUGAAGCGAAUGAGUAUUAAUGUAAUCUACCAACAUCACUCAUUUUCAUCCUAAAUGUGCAUAAACUCUUUAUGUUAUCGGAUUAAAUGUGGUGGACUGAGUAAUAGUCAACAAACUAAAUUGAUGAGCUACAGAUUUCUAAUAAAUUUGUUUCGUUACUCUGUUUAUCGAAAGGGUUGAUUAAUAAUCUUAUUACAUACCUCAUACUCAGUAGAUGGGAUUUACACUGAAAUGAUAAAGCUGAGCGAAACUAAAUUAAAACAUAUUACAAACGGUUAUUGUGAUCGAUUUUGUAUUAUUUAUUUCUAACACAAAAUUCUUGCAUUAUAGGCUUAAAGAUAUCUCCUACAUAAAAUAAAACGAAGAAACAAGGAACAUUAUGUGAUGAAUAGCAAGAGUUAGAAGUAUUAAAGAACUUUGGGCGCAACCCAAAUAUACUUUGUUCGAUUCAAAGAAACAUCUUAAUUUCUAUGAAGAAUACAUUUAAAAAAUGAUCAUAGGAUCACUGGUUUAUUAUGUAGGCCAUUCAUUUCGAUUGACAUGGUUUGUAUAAAAUCUGGGAUUCUCCUUAGAUGUUUAAACCAAGCAGGUGAUUCUUUCAUAGAAUCAAUCUCUGGACCUAUGGUCUACAGUUUUAUUAUGUAGCAACAUACUGACUUAAAUCCACUUGGUAUUGCUUGCUUGUAUCUUCCUAUUGUUGUUAAGGACUGCAAUUUAUCAGUCUCAAAUAGGACGAACGGCGCGUCCUGGAUUCCACUGCUAGCCACCGUCAAUCUUAACAUACUGACUAUUAUGAAUGACGAUAAGUUAACCAUAAAAUACAAAUCUUCUGUUUAACUAUAUAUAUUACAUUUACAAUUGAUUGAUCACUGCGUAGUGAUCAAUGUCAUGUAUGUCAGUCCCUUCCUAGUGCAGAUAGAUCUAAUCUCCAAAGUUGUAAUUUGGCCACUAGUCUAGGUGACUUGACAUUGCGUGCACCAUGUUGAGAUAAGAUGGUAGUUGGAGGUGGUCGACAGGAAACCCUGGACCUAGGUUUAGUACCAUUUGGCACUCGUCAACAAGGUGUACCUGUGAUCUUGAGGGAACGGAUGCUCACUGGCUGAUGCGAUCCCUUAUCACCCAGCUUCGCAGUCAGAGACGUUAACACGUGGUCGAUAGGAUUCGAUCUGCACUAAGAAGGACCUGACACACAUGACAUCGAUCAACACCCAGUGAUCAAUCAAUUGUAAAUACAUAGUACAACUUAUUUCGCCGAGUUCUAGAACCAAUGCUUUGACUUCAAAGCGAUGAUUUUUAAACUCGAGCAUUCCAGUGGCGUGAAGGCAGUGAGUUAAACUUUGUAUGAGGGUAUGCCUCACUCUAUUGCACUUGAACAUUUGUGGAAUACACCGCAUUUUCAAUUUCCUCUGAUGUUUUAACUGGGACUGAUAUUGUUUAUCUAUUUUUUAUGAAUGCAUGGUAAAUAUAUAAAAUCUAUUAACACAUCGAAACCUCAUAGUAAGUCCAAAAAUCAUGUAUUUUAUUUUGAGUUGUUUGUGUCUAUUGUAUGUUUUUGAUUGGUGCAAUAAAUGACAUAAUCCCUGUAACAAUCAUAAAAGAGUAACAUCACAUGUUCUAUCAAUAAUUCAUUUGACCUAUGCUUGUAGGUUAUAGAAGCUGAUCCAUUGUCUCCUAUUGGUUUGGUGGAUUAUUCAGAUGAAGAAAGUGAGGAAGAGGAACAAAUAAAAGACAAAAAUGACCACAUUCAAUUUGAAGAAAAUCAAACAUCAAAUAAUGACGUUGAUGGGUCUCAUCACAACAUAUCGGAUGUUUCAUCCAGUCAAGUGGUGACAGAUGUAGUCUAAAAUUGUACAAAGUUGUUAAGCAUCCAUUCCUUACUUUUUACAAAAGUGAUGAGACGUCGAAAUGAACCAUUUCUGUGCCUUUGUCUUACAACUUAAAGGAAUAUUUUUUUAACAAAAGUGAUUUCAUCAAUUUUGUUAAAACCACCAACCAUCCAGGUUGAGAUGCUUAAGACAUUGGCUAUGCCAGUGGUUCUUCGUCAUUUCUCCUUUAAUUUCCAUCUUCAGUAAAUGCGCCAAACUUCUAAUUUUUCCUGUCUAUUACCCAGCGCGCAUUUUGUAUAUAGAAACAUUGUAUUGAUUGACUGGGGGAUCUAAAAAUAAUUUUAUGUAGAGAAAUGUUUGUAUAACUAAUAGGCAUUUGCCUUUUGUAAAUGCGCUUUGUUUAAUAAUGUUUAUUGUAGACACCUCAAAUUGUUUCAGAAUUUUUUUCUCAAUCCGUCAAUUGAAAUGAAUAUAUCAUAACACAUGUCUU
Molecule: messenger RNA, 5598 nt
Organism: Schistosoma guineensis
Lineage: Eukaryota; Metazoa; Platyhelminthes; Trematoda; Strigeidida; Schistosomatidae
Source: the annotation of a GenBank genome assembly